AGAUUUGUAACGACCACUGUCUACAGGUCCCACCCAAUUCCUCACAUCACCCAAAUCCUAACUUAAUCACUUUGAUUUUUUGUAUCAACUCAACUGAACUCAACUCAACAACCGGCUCCACAACACAGAACCCAACAAAUAAUAAAUAAAAACUAUUGGAUUGGAUUGAAAGUUGAAACAUGAAACACACAACACAACACAACACAACCCUCUCUUCUCUUCUGAUCAACCUUCACAAUUUGCGUCUUCUCUCUAUCCUCUCAUUUAUCUCCUAAAACCUCCCUCCUCUUCUUGCGCUUCCUGUUCCUUAAUUAAUCAAUUUACAAAAACAAAAAAAAAAAUGGUUCCAAACAAAUCCUUAACUUAUUUCCCAAACCCUUUUGUUUCAUCACCCAAACAACAAUCUUUUGUUCUUGUUUUGUUCCAGUAACAAACAUAGCAACCUAGUACUACAAACAGAACAUAACAUGGCAUCUUCUAAUACUCAUACUGAAGCUGCAAAAACAGAACAAAUAAUCAUAGAAUUCUUCGCUAAAAGUCUUCAUAUUAUAAUCGAAUCAAGAGCACUUUCUGCUUCAUCACGUAAUUUCAGCACCCUUUCUUCACCAUCUUCAACUUCUUCAUCAUCAUCAUCAAGUGUUCGUCCUAGAGAUAAAUGGUUCAAUCUAGCACUCAGAGAAUGUCCUACAGCACUAGAAAACGCAGACCUAUGGCGUCACAAUAAUCUUCAACCAAUUGUAGUGGAUAUUGUUUUGAUCCAUAGAACCCACCAAAAUCUUAGUUUUUCUCCAAAGGUUCGAUCUUUUUUAAAAGAUCGAAACCCCUUUGAAGAAUUAGGAGUUGGGUGUUCACAGAAUUCACAGAAUUUACAGAAUGAGAAGAUUAUUGAAAGAUGGGUGAUUCAAUAUGAAAGCAGAAAAAUUAGGGAUUGUUCUAAUUCAAAUGCUACUAGAAGAUCAAGUAAUACUUUUUUGCAGAAUUUGUAUAAGAAAUCUACUUUACUUUUAAGAUCUUUGUAUGCUACUGUUAGAAUUUUACCUGCUUAUAAGAUUUUCAAGGAACUUAAUUCAUCUGCAAAUGUUUCUGCUUUUACACUUGUGCACCGUAUUUCGACUUUUUUUGAACCAUUUACUACUAAACAAGAAUCUGAAAUGCUGAAGUUUGUGUUUACUCCUGUGGAUACUAAUUCUGGUAGGCUAUGUUUAUCGGUAAUGUAUCGUCCGUGUGUUUCUGAUGUGAGUUCUGAACCUUCAACUCCUUUGUCUCCACAAGUUAUAACUGAUUAUGUUGGUAGUCCUAUGACUGAUCGGUUGAUUCGGUUUCCGUCACUUCCUGUUGUUAGGGUGCCAUCACAUGAUUCUUCUCCAUCAUCAUUGCCAUUUUUGAGGAGACAUAGUUGGAGUUAUGAAAAUGGUAGAGCCUCACCUCCUUCGGUUAAUUAUUAUUCGCCUUCGCCUACACAUUCGGAAUCACAUACAUUGGUGUCUAAUGCUAGCUCUCCGUAUUGCUAUCCGCCCUCUAGUUUGCCUCCUCAUCCAAGUGAAAUGUCUUUGCUUCGGAAGAAGAAUGCGAAUUUCGAUGAUUACUAUCCUUCGCCCAAUUUCUCUCCUUCUCCCUCUCCUUCUUCAUCAUCUCCAAUCUAUAGUUUGGAGUCGUUAGCUUCGAAAACACUUUUACGCUCUGAAAGUGCUCCAGUAAACAUACCUAAUGCUGAAGUUGCUAAUUCACCUGGACAUACCAAUAGGCAUAAUUUGCCUCCAUCCACUCCCAUUAGAAUUUCGAGGUGUACUUCUGAGGCAGAUAGAAGUAGGAAUCUUAUGCAAUCUUGCUCAACAACUGAGAAGCUGUUUUCUCUUGGAAAAGAUGAGUCUCACAAGUAUUCUGGCGUCAAGAUAGCACCUAACAGCUCGCCACAAGUUUCAUUUUCCAGGAGCUCUAGCAGGUCUUAUCAGGAUGAUUUUGAUGAGACUGAUUUUACUUGUCCUUUUGACGUGGAUGAUGACGAUACGACAGAUCCAGGCAGCAGAGCGGAAUCUUUCGAUCGCGGUGAUAUGACUCAACUGUUUGAAGCUGGUAGAUUCCUUCCAAUUAGAAAGUCUCAAGGUGCUGCUGUUGGUGCACUUGUUCAUAUGUUGAAGAAAGCAGCACCUCUACAUCAAGACUUCUCCAGUUGUGAAAACUUGUCUCAGGGCACGCGUCCUGAAACCCGGAGGAGCAAUGAAGUUCAAGAGCCUAACCAGAUUCUAGAGACCCUAACACCAGCCAGUAUAAUGUCUUCUGGUAAUAGGAAAACAACAAGUGAUGCAUUGGAAGAGUUUCAUAGUUACAGAGAGAUGAAAAACUUGUUACUUAUGCCGCGCGGUGGUAGUAAGCGACAGACAUAGUCCAAAGUAUAUUUUUUGUCAAAAUUACGGUGAUACACUGUGAUUCUUCUAAAUUCAUUGUCAAUCUAAACAUGCACAUAGUUCUUUGCGUCUACAUCGGCUUUUGCUGGUGAAAUAUGUACACUUACAAAACAUGUUCUUCAUUUUGUGAAUAUAUAUGUUAAGUGAAUACAUGAAAAA
This is a messenger RNA of Trifolium pratense (red clover), 2564 nucleotides long. RefSeq names its product autophagy-related protein 13b. Gene Ontology annotation, cellular component: cytosol; extrinsic component of membrane; Atg1/ULK1 kinase complex. The transcript is spliced from 3 exons. Lineage: Eukaryota; Viridiplantae; Streptophyta; Magnoliopsida; Fabales; Fabaceae. Gene Ontology annotation, biological process: protein localization to phagophore assembly site; autophagosome assembly; piecemeal microautophagy of the nucleus. The coding region runs from base 468 to 2384 and encodes 638 amino acids. The record is from RefSeq and is a predicted model, not a curated record.